UGGAAUUACCUGCUAUCUUUGAUGUACGCUGUUUUUAAAACCCGGAUAUCCAUCCUAGCUCAAACGCCUCCACCGCAAAUAUGCCUUCUUCUGUUAGUUCACAGGACACCUCCAUAAACCAGAAAUGUCAAGUUACGACAUAGCAAGCAUUGAGGCGUGUAUGGACUACAUGGUCUCUGAGUUAGGCCGGCUGUAUGUUCCACAAGAGGCCAGCUUGUUUGGUCUUCUGAGCCAGUGCCUUGCCAAGUUCAACGACACGUUCGCUAUCGACGACAGGCAGGGAGUUCUCUCAGGCCCGUCUGGUCUGGAGCGGAUUUUAAACUCCAUCUUCGAUACCGAUUCCCGUGCCUUUGUCACGGACAAGUCCCUACGCAUCCUGGCCGGACUCGACGACCACGACAAGGCCUGCUUGCUUGUUCAGGCUGUAGCCGGCAUGGCCUUGGUCUUCCGGCGACUUGCUUCGGCAUCGGCAGACCUGACGCCCAGGUUAUUCUCGAGAGAACUCCAGCUGUUUGCCGAGAGCGAGCAGCGACGAAGUAUGCUGGAGCAGGUUGGGGGCACCUCCUUGUUUAGCUCAUGCUAUACCAGGAGUGUCAUGGUGGACUUUCUGGCGGCCGUGGUCGAGGAGCGGGAGACUGCCCACAACGAGGUUCCGUCGGCGAACUUCGUCACCGAGGACUUCCUCAGCGACAAUGUUGCCUCGGAACGGCCAUGCAAAAAUAUGGGGCUGCCGUGGGGAUUCACCAUCAUGGCCAUCAACUGAGGAAGGGAUGCCACGAAUCGAGGGUCAUAACUGUACAAUAUCAUUAUAAUCUCCAUUCUGGGCGUAGAGCGCGGCGUUUGGGGGUAUAUUUUCAUUGUUAGCAAUAUAGGUUAUCCGCAUUUUAAUGACACAUCUCCACGACCAAAUCUUUCUUGGAACAUUUUCCAAGAGAUUACUUCUUGUUUUGGGGGGCAAACGACAUUACGUAUCCUAGGAAU
Molecule: messenger RNA, 981 nt
Organism: Lasiosphaeria miniovina
Lineage: Eukaryota; Fungi; Ascomycota; Sordariomycetes; Sordariales; Lasiosphaeriaceae
Exons: 2
Coding region: 125-763 (212 amino acids)
Source: RefSeq, a predicted model, not a curated record